AUGGGUAACAAUCUCUCCUCAACCUUUGUCCCCGACACUUCGAAAGUCGUCCUCAGCCCUGAAGACCGACACUCGGACAUGUUCCUCGGCAUAUUCUGGGCAUCGUCACUCUACGCCUGCGCCAUGAUCUUCAGCACCUGCGCCCUCAUCGACCGAUGGAAGGGUCCCUACGAUCGCGUUAGAAUGUCGCUUGGUUCAGUUAUGGGCGCUUUACUAUUAUCGACGGCGUGGCCUGUUGUCAUGGCAUACUUGAUCUUUUCGCCGGCUGAGGUCUAA
Molecule: messenger RNA, 276 nt
Organism: Fusarium tjaetaba
Lineage: Eukaryota; Fungi; Ascomycota; Sordariomycetes; Hypocreales; Nectriaceae
Exons: 1
Coding region: 1-276 (91 amino acids)
Source: RefSeq, a predicted model, not a curated record